AUGGCCGAGCUCUUCGCUGGUGAGACGCUGCAGGCGCUGGAGAAGGCCUACAUCAAGGACUGUGUCUCUCCCAACGAGUACACGGCCGCCUGCUCCCGCCUCCUGGUCCAGUUCAAAGCCGCCCUCAAGCAGGUCCAAGGGGCCGAGAUCAGCUCCAUCGAUGACUUCUGCCGCAAGUUCCGGCUCGACUGCCCCUUGGCCAUGGAGAGGAUCAAGGAGGAUCGACCCAUCACCAUCAAGGAUGACAAAGGCAACCUCAACCGCUGCAUCGCCGACAUCGUCUCUCUCUUCAUCACCGUGAUGGACAAGCUCCGCCUGGAGAUCCGAGCCAUGGACGAGGUCCAGCCGGACCUGCGGGAGCUGAUGGAGACCAUGAACCGCAUGAGCCACUUACCCCCCGACUUCGAGGGGAGGCAGAAGGUCAACCAAUGGCUGCAGACCCUCAGCGGGAUGUCGGCCUCGGAUGAGUGGAUGAUUUCCCAGGUGAGGCAGAUGCUGUUUGACCUGGAAUCUGCCUACAACGCCUUCAACCGUUCUCUCCACUCCUGAGCCAGCCGGGGGUUGGCUCCAUCCCAAUUCCCUCCCGCUUCCCCUCCCAGUUCCUCACUGGACCAAUAAAGCCGUCGCCUUGGUGGCACCAGGAGCUCC
This is a messenger RNA of Strigops habroptila (Kakapo), 648 nucleotides long. RefSeq names its product vacuolar protein sorting-associated protein 28 homolog. Gene Ontology annotation, biological process: protein transport to vacuole involved in ubiquitin-dependent protein catabolic process via the multivesicular body sorting pathway. The record is from RefSeq and is a predicted model, not a curated record. NCBI's taxonomy places the organism in Eukaryota, Metazoa, Chordata, Aves, Psittaciformes, Psittacidae. Gene Ontology annotation, cellular component: ESCRT I complex. Gene Ontology annotation, molecular function: protein-containing complex binding.